This is a messenger RNA of Acanthopagrus latus (yellowfin seabream), 977 nucleotides long. It is a transcript of the gene ppdpfb, whose product is annotated as pancreatic progenitor cell differentiation and proliferation factor b. Gene Ontology annotation, biological process: multicellular organism development; cell differentiation. The transcript has 5 exons. The coding region runs from base 210 to 551 and encodes 113 amino acids. NCBI's taxonomy places the organism in Eukaryota, Metazoa, Chordata, Actinopteri, Spariformes, Sparidae. The record is from RefSeq and is a predicted model, not a curated record.
GUUGGUUCGGGAGGAAGCAGCGUUGAUCUCCGCUCGGACCUUGGAGGGUUACAUUUACCCAAAACUUAUUUUCAAAUGGGCCCCGUCGCCUAGCGUUUACUCCCCCAGCCGCGCCGACUGAGUUGAAUUGGGUGCUACUGAACAUCAGCACGUCUGGGUCCCUAUAAGGUUUCCAUCAAGCACAGCUUACAGCGACCAACAACAGCAGAAUGGCAGCUAUUCCAGCAGGCGGUUCUCUCGUGGCAACCACUGAUUACUACCGAAGGCGCAUCGGCUCUACGUCCAGCAGCAGCUCUUGCGGCAGUUCGGAGUACAGCGGCGAGGUCAUCCCUCACCAUCCAGGACUCCCCAAGCAGGACUCUGGCCAUUGGUGGUCCAGUUUCUUCUUUGGGAAGCAGCCAGGGAUGACCCCACUGACUGAGGAGGCACAGCAGAAGGCGGGGGUCCCAGGUGCGGUGACCAACGGUCAGAUCACCUGCGUUGCCAGGGAGAUGGUGAUGCAGCGACAGGCGAGUGAGAGCAGCGAUGCAGGAAGUCCCACCUCCUCCUGAUCCGCCAGCCUCACUCUGAUCCACACCGCGCCUCGGGAGGAGUCCAACCAACGACCAACGCUAGGUGACGGGAGGGUGUCCCGUUUACAACCUUAUUAGUUUUUGUUUUUUUUAUAUUAUUCAUCGUAGGAUAGGCUGCCUAACUCGGUUUUGUUUUGGUAACCUUGUGUUUUUUUUAUUUUUAUUGACAACCAAGAAAAAAAAAAGAAUUUAAAAAUAAACAAAAAAACAAACAACAAGACGAUGAUGCAACUGAUAAGCUCUUAUGUUUUUAUUUUUUAACAUUUGUACUGUUCUGUGUUUGUAAUACUGUGGUGCAUAGACACAGUGUGAUGCAUCUUCAUCCACAUGCCUUUUGUUAAACAUGUUUUUCACUUUUGUCACCCUGUGAUUGCAAAUGCAAUAAAGUAGACUCUUGCAGCCUAA